Malaya genurostris is the source of this 5350-nucleotide messenger RNA. RefSeq names its product zinc finger-containing ubiquitin peptidase 1-like. The record is from RefSeq and is a predicted model, not a curated record. NCBI's taxonomy places the organism in Eukaryota, Metazoa, Arthropoda, Insecta, Diptera, Culicidae. Bases 970 to 3285 code for a protein of 771 amino acids. The transcript is spliced from 5 exons.
AACAGCUAGCGCAUAUUCCGAAAUCUCGGCAAACGUCUCUGCUGAUGUCGGCAUAUCUGUUGUUUACUGAUAAAUUCAGAAAGCAAUUAUGCCAAAUUUCGGAAAAUUGAAGCAUUUUACCAAAAUAUCAGUGAAUGCAUUUAACGAAGUUCAGAAAUAUACGUAUUGAUUACUGAGCAAUCAGCAAAUUUACGUGUUGCUGAUCAGUUUCGGCAUUUUAUUAUGCCGAGCUCAAGAAAUGGUUUUAAGUGUGUAUAAAAAAGAAGACGAAAAUCCCUCCCAACGACACUUUUGACAAUAAUACUGACUAUGAAGUAAUGGAAUUACGAACCUAGCGCACCGCAAUCCUUGUUGUAUGGAAAUACAACCUUUGCACCAACGUUACCAGGUAUACCGAUUCCUCGGUAUUUAUACCGAUUUUGACCUCUAUACCGCAAUACAGAUGUGUUCUCCAAAAAUACUGAUAAUUCGCUGAUCAUACAGAUAAAUACCGAUUUUUUGUUUUAGUUGGAAUAGGCAUGAGAAAAGGUUGUCGUAGGACCUUUUUUUGCUCACUGAACUGAGCUCCAGUAAAAUUUUCCUGGUACUUAUGUAGCAGAGAUUCGGAUACCGAUAUGAUACCGAUAAUUUUUUGCGCCGGAUACAGGUUUUUGGAAAAACGACCUGACAACGUUGCUUUGCACUCUCAAGAAAAAGUUCCAAGAUUUAGCAAUGAAAAAGAAAAAUUUAAAAUAUCUUCUUUCUUUACUUUCCUUUAAUAGUACCUGAGUCACUCUUGCAAUUUGUUUUGUAGCGGGAUGAGAGCACGUUUCGUGGUUCAUAUUCACUCUCUCUCUCUCUCUCUCUCUCUCUCUCUCGCGCUAUUCCUUCACAGCAUGCCUUUCGAAGAGCCUACCAAUAAUAAGGUGCACACGUACUGGUUGUAUGAGAGUGAUAUGCAUUUGAUUUUAUUGAUUAACCCAAAAAAAAAUGUCACACCAUGGAAUCGGCAAGGAUAGUGACAAAGAUCCAUCGGCAACCACUUCGUCGGCUGCGGCAAAUGGAAUUCUGUCACAGGAGCAUUCUUGUGAGAUCUGUGGUAUGUCCAGUUUGUCCGAUGAUGCAAUGCGAGAACAUACACGUCAAUGCCAUGUGGAGGGCAGUGCCCAAUGCCCGUUUUGUGGACUGUGUGGAGUGCCGGCUGCCGAACUUUUGCUGCAUGUAAAUCAAGCUCAUUUGGAUUAUCUAACGCCCGAGAAUGAACUGAUGAGUUUCAUCGAUGAUCAAACUCCUAGUAUCGAUGGUGACUCCGAUUCUAUUUCCGACUGCCGUGGUUUAUCUCCUUCAAUAACAUCUGAACUUCUUACACCAGUGUCCAGUUCCAGUAUCAAACCCGGUAUCAGCAACGGCUCCCUAAUCACCAGUGGUACGUCGAUAAUAAAUUCAACAGUGCUUCAACACAACGGUAUCAAUGGAAUCAACGUUAGCAAUAGCAAAAUUAGUUCUUCGAUGAGCACUUCGGCCACGAGCAUCAGUAGUAAAUCAAGUAUCGGUAGCCAACUAAAUGGAAUCUGCAAUGGUAGCAUGAGUGCUAGUAGUAGCAGCAUCAACCAAAUGUCCAACAAUGCAAAUAAGAUGAAUCAACAGCCGCAGCAGUCUUUGCUGAAUAAUCAACAUCCAGAGGUAACUGUAACCAGUACAAGCAACAACAAAAGCUGUGAUAUUUUGAAUGGAAGUAAGGAAGUGAUAAUUAAUGGAGGUGGAGCAGGUUGUACCAGUGGUAGUGCUACUACUAGCAGCAAUGGCACUGGGGCUGGUGGUCAAGGAUCGCCUCUACGAUCUCAGCUGGGACUGAAGCUCAAAUCUCACAAACCAGUUGCAACCGUUAACAUAAAACCAAGCCCGCUGCAGUGUUUAUUAUGUCCGUACACAACAGAUAAUCCAAAUAUUCUUGAAGAGCAUAUUAAUCGAUCGCACUUUGAUCCACUAAGUCCCAGCAUAAACAAUGGAGCCAGUGGUCAUUCCCAUGUAGAUACUCUUAGUGCACUACAGUGUCCAAUUUGUGCGAGAACGUUUGAGUCUGGUUCGGAUCUGGAACUGCACGUCAACAUAGAACAUCGUGAUAUAUUGAGUCCUGCAAAAGCUGAUCGCCAAAACGGAGGUACGCCUGCGGCCGCAACUGUUAAUGGUAGUCUCACUGGGAGUCUUUGUCCUGUAUGUGGUAUUUCUUUCGAUAAUAUGAAAACAGCCGAGAUGGAGUUACACAUUGAGAAGCACUUUAGUAAGAGUCCUCAGAAUCCAAUCACAAAAGAACCAGAUUUGGAAAAGCAAGCUCAGAAAUUGAGAGAGCAACGUGAAUUCGAAAUGCUCCGCGCACAGUACGGCAUGGAUGACCAAGGCAACUUCCGGGAGCAAUCGGCAGCAGCAAUGCAACGUGCUGUAUAUGCCGGUGAGAUGAGCGUAGCGGAUUACUAUGAACGGCAGGUUGGAUUGCGGGCUGCAGAAUCGCACGGUGUCGAUGAUGGUUCAUCUUGCACAAAGACUGUCUCACCGAGAGUUCUUGCACUAUCAUCUUCGUCGCCAAAUGUGCUCAAAACGUUCGUCUGUUCAAGUGUUGACCAUUAUGCAUCCAGUUAUGGUGACAAAGGCUGGGGCUGUGGAUACCGAAAUCUUCAGAUGAUGCUUUCGUCAUUACUGCAGAAUACCGCAUAUAAUGAAGCGUUAUAUUCCGCUUGGGGAUCUCAUGGUCCAGCACGCACAGCUAUGCCAAGUAUAUCACGACUGCAGCGAAUGGUGGAAGCAGCUUGGGCUCAAGGAUUCGACGUUCAAGGUUCGGAACAGCUUGGUUGCAAAUUGCAUAACACGCGAAAAUGGAUUGGUGCUACGGAAAUUGUGACAGUUCUGUCGUGGCUGAGAAUCCGGUGUGAACUGGUGGACUUUCACCGUCCAACGUCGUCCGAUGGUCGCCACCCGGAGCUGUUCAAUUGGGUAUUACGUUACUUCGAAGAGCCAAGAAUACACACCCCUCCACUGUAUCUGCAGCAUCAAGGACAUUCGAGAACAAUCAUAGGAAUUGAGCAACGUACAUCUGGGCUUUCGUUGCUUGUAUUAGAUCCCAGCCAUGGGCCGCGACAGGUCGCUGCCCUUGGAUCCUCCCAGGAUUCGCUCCGAUUAAUACGGAAAAAUUCUGCUUCCAUGAGAGCUCCUCAAUACCAAGUGGUAGCAGUUAAAGGACUAAUCGAAACGGAAGAGCAAUACCAGGCGAGUAAAGUUUUGAGAUCACAUAGAAUACCACCAGACCGUUGACAUGCUGUAACCGUCGAACUGUUAUUCGUACGUGUUUUGCAAGUAUAAAUAAUAAUGUGUUUAAUUUUAUCUAGUCUAGACAAAAUUUUCCCAACUUAGAAGACCGACAGUAAAAAAUAGAAGUUUUGGAAGCCAGUGCGUGAAACACACAUAAGUAAACUUUUAAUUGCCACUAUCACCCAAAGAACACUCAAACACCGAACUCAAUUAGUCUAAUUCUAAACAAAUAUUGCAAUAAUCCACCCUACAGUAAAUAAAUGGUAAAGCAGUCGAGGUCUUGAACGAACAUCCCUAGAUCGUUGGCUGUUCUGUUGCUGCUCGCUACAAACCGUCAGUCAAUUCCAUAGAUUUCGGACAUUCUAGACGAUUGAGUUCCCGCUCACUAACAUACCUUGCUCAGCACUGAACGUCGAUUGCAAAUCAAUGUUGAAUCAAAAAAAGAAAAAUACAAACUAAAAGACAACAUGCUUGCCUUCGUUAUAGGUAUUAUUGCCAAUAAUUCUAUGAGAUAUUGAAUGUUAUCGGAAACAAUCUCCAUGUGUUUUCUAGUUUUAGAAUCUCGCUUUAGCUGGUCGUUCGAGUCGAAUGAUUAGUACAAGAUUUCAUAGCUUUAAUUACUAGACGUAGGCACAAAACUAAAGUACACAUUUUUUUUGAAUACUCGUUUUCAUGAUUGCUCAUAUAACAGUGUUGUUUUAGUUUCGGCAAGCAAUCGUAUUUGUUAGACGGAAGCUUCAAAUUUGUUAUUGAAAUAUUGUGCAAAGAUUCGUGGAUCUGUUAAUGGUUUUUUCCCUAAGCACUGCGAAAUCUAAAAAAGAAUUGAGGAUUAUUAGGUAUACUGAAUUUUAUAGGCGCGUAAUGUAAUUUCUCAACCAUUAAUUAGGAAGUCAUCGCAUCAUAUUUGCUUGAUAUGAAAAUGAUAGCUGAUUAUUUUAUUGUGGAUUUGUGAUGCUCUAACUGUAUCAUAAUCUAUGGAAAACUUUAAAUGCCUUUCAUGGUUCAUGUUCAGAAUUGAAACCAUUUUAGAAUCUAAUUCAAUUGUCAGAUUUUGUUUCGAAUAUUUUAGGACUAUUUUCUAAUAUCUGGGAAAAUAUUCACAAAUAAAAACAUAAGCGAUGCUUUGAUAACUAGAUCGUCCAUUCUAGAUAGCAUUGUACAGGAUUGUAAUGGAAGUCUUUAUAUUUGAGUGAAUUACUUUAAAUGUUCGCUUACUACGUGACACUCAGCCAAGCACAUCUAACAAACAUAGCUACAAAUUAGUGAACGUACUGAUAGUACGUGUAUAUUUGACAGGAAGAUGGAGUCUCUUUAUUUUUCUAUAAACAUUUGAAACGGAUUCAUAUACUCUGGCAGAAGGAACCAGAAACGAGAAAAAUACGUGAUACCUUACAAAAGUAAAAAAAAAAUAACGAUGCAUACGGGACAGUAUGUGAAUUGCAUAGCUAAAUGAACUACGGCAGUAAUUUGUAUAUUACAUAGACGAAUUUGGACACUGCAAAGUGCACACGCAAAAAAACGCGCAUACACCUCACAAUACACUAAACUGCAAGCAAAUCGAAUGUUAACUUAUCCUUCCCAAGAACGAGCGCUUUGAGUUUUUAGAACACGACACAUACUCAAUAACCAAAGUAAACAAGUGACUAAGCACGGAACAAAGGCUUUAUUUUCUCACAAAUUACUUCUAGGUGUAAUAUGGUUGAUAUAGUAUAAUAUAAUAACGAAGAAUCAGAACCUUAAGAAAGUGUGAUUAUAAACACCAUAUUGAUGACGACAUUAAACUUAACUAGAAAAAAAAACAAACAAAAUGAUUAGAAAAUACUAUGGAUUAUUAUAAAUAAACCGUUCUUGAUAUGUUGAAUGAAUACUUAACAUACGAAAAAAGCAUGCGAACCGCGAAUGUGUAUUCUUAACGUAAAAUAUAAAGUUAAAAAAGCAGGAGUAAAAUGCAACAAAAUUAAGUUCUUUAAGUAUUAAAGCGAAUCUAGAGAAGAUAUACCGUGAAAAUAAAUUUUAUAAAAUUGCUUCAAAAGAAACGAAUAAAAGUGAGACAAACAAUUUCAUUCCA